Molecule: messenger RNA, 486 nt
Organism: Westerdykella ornata
Lineage: Eukaryota; Fungi; Ascomycota; Dothideomycetes; Pleosporales; Sporormiaceae
Exons: 1
Coding region: 1-486 (161 amino acids)
Source: RefSeq, a predicted model, not a curated record
AUGGGUAACAUAAGCUUUGUCCUUGAAAAUGCCGUCGGUGAGCACAUCUAUGCGGCCAUCCACUUAUCGUCUCUUCUAGUCCAAUCUUGGCAUAUAGCUGUGGCCGUCGGCUUGAUCCCUUCGCACCCAUAUCCCGCCGAAAUCAAUCUCAUGUGCUCUUCCACCGCUCGGAAACCUCUCUGGGGCCGGAAUAACAACCAGUCGUCGGCGAACAGUCUUGUAGAUCACAAAAGGGUUCAAACGUACUCUCAAAAGACCAGGGAAGUGGAUGGUCAAUAUCGUGUGCAGGACGGAAGCUCUGGCCUCCUUGACUGGCCACGUACCAUGACGGGAAGCUCGGGCCGCAACGCAGAUGUGAUGGUUGAUUUUGUCUCGGGUACAUUCGAGAGUGUCUUCCCAUCCGCGGUUCCAGGGUCAAGGACAAAUGCACGAAACGGAAGCCGGUGGGCGAGGGCGGGAAACGGCACAAUGGCCAUUACACGUUGA